AUGGCUACGCUGAUCCCUCCUCCGUCCAAGAAGCAGAAGCGGGAGGCCCAACUUCCGCGCGAAGUUGACUUGGUUCCUACAGACCUUCCCGAUGUUCUGAUCAAGUUCCAGGCGUCCGAUUCGGGCGAGAAUGUCGGUAGUUCCGUGAGAGUGCCCGGCGGGAUCUCUGAAAAACAGCUCGAGGAGUUGCUCAAUCAGCUCCAGAACAACAAGGACGAGCCCGUUGCAUACUCCUUUGCCGUCCAGAACGGUUCUGAUCUCAUAGACGUGAAGGAUAAUAUCUAUUUCUCGGUGUUGAAGCCAGGAAUAAAAACUACCGAAGAUACACUCACUUUAGUUUUCACCCCGCGAGCAGUCUUCAAGGUGCGGCCUGUGACGAGAUCUUCGGGCACUAUCAGUGGACACGGUGCCACUAUCCUUGCUGCACAGUUCCCGCCCAACACAAGCUCCUAUUUCGUCACGGGAGCAGGCGAUUCCACUGCCCGACUCUGGGAUUGCAACACCCAGACCAUCAAGACGACUUUGAGCGGCCAUUCGAACUGGGUAUUAUGUGUUUCGUACUCUCCGUUCGGUGAUGUUGUUGCCACUGGAUCGAUGGAUGGCAGUGUUCGUCUUUGGGAAGGGAAAUCCGGCUCGCAGAUCGGAACUCUUUCUGGCCACUCCAAGUUUGUUUCUUCCUUGGCCUGGGAACCUGCGCAUUUGGUUUCUCCGGGCGACUCUCCUCGUUUGGCGUCUGCAUCGAAAGACGGAACCGUUCGUAUUUGGAACACUGCCUUGCAACGCUGCGAAAUGACGCUCUCUGGACACGCUUCGUCUGUCUCGUGUAUAAGAUGGGGCGGAACCAACCUGCUAUACUCUGGGUCCCACGAUAAGACUAUCAAGAUCUGGGACCCUAAGGAGGGAAGAUGCAUUCAAACACUCAAAGCACACGGACACUGGAUCAACCACAUUGCUCUCUCGACCGAUUUUGCGCUCAGAUCCGGUCCGUUCGAUCACACGGGAGCAAAACCAAAGGACGACACAGAAAGACAGAAAAAGGCGCUUGCUAACUAUGAGAAAGUGGCCAAGGUGGGCGGCAAGAUUACUGAGAGAAUGGUCACCGCCAGUGACGACUUCACGAUGUUCCUGUGGGAGCCAGCCCGGUCGCCUAAACCAAUCUGCAGAAUGACCGGCCACCAAAAACUGGUCAAUCACGUGUCGUUCUCUCCCGACGGUCGCUACGUCACAUCUGCGUCUUUUGACAACUCCAUCAAGCUUUGGGACGGCCGCGACGGCAAGUUUCUGGCCACAUUCCGCGGUCAUGUGGCCGCCGUGUACCAAACGGCCUGGUCCUCCGAUAAUAGACUCCUGGUCAGCUGCUCCAAAGAUACAACGCUCAAGGUCUGGGACGUGCGCACAAAGAAACUCGUUUCAGACCUUCCCGGCCACUCGGACGAGGUCUACGCGGUCGACUGGAGUUUGGACGGUGCCCGUGUGGUGAGUGGUGGUAAGGAUAAAAUGGUGCGUAUCUGGACUCAUUGA
Ogataea philodendri is the source of this 1521-nucleotide messenger RNA. RefSeq lists its product as uncharacterized. The transcript has a single exon. Gene Ontology annotation, biological process: ribosomal large subunit assembly. Gene Ontology annotation, cellular component: nucleolus. Gene Ontology annotation, molecular function: protein binding. The record is from RefSeq and is a predicted model, not a curated record. Bases 1 to 1521 code for a protein of 506 amino acids. NCBI's taxonomy places the organism in Eukaryota, Fungi, Ascomycota, Pichiomycetes, Pichiales, Pichiaceae.